This is a messenger RNA of Pseudophryne corroboree (corroboree frog), 11795 nucleotides long. RefSeq names its product adenosine deaminase RNA specific B2 (inactive) (gene ADARB2). The transcript is spliced from 11 exons. NCBI's taxonomy places the organism in Eukaryota, Metazoa, Chordata, Amphibia, Anura, Myobatrachidae. Gene Ontology annotation, biological process: RNA processing; adenosine to inosine editing. Gene Ontology annotation, molecular function: tRNA-specific adenosine deaminase activity; double-stranded RNA adenosine deaminase activity; double-stranded RNA binding. The record is from RefSeq and is a predicted model, not a curated record. Bases 294 to 2558 code for a protein of 754 amino acids. Gene Ontology annotation, cellular component: nucleolus; cytoplasm.
GACUAGCAGAGGUGCAAAAAGUGGAUUGGGAGCAUUUGCAGCCCCGCUAAGAGGCAGGCAGCAUUACUGAGAGCUGAUCCAGAAGCCUGUGCCUUGCCACGCAGCGCACCAAGCAUGCAAAGAAGAUAAAAGACACUUAACACAGCUAAUAGCAACUGACUACAUGCCAGAACAAAAUCCAGCAGGAUAAAGCACAGCAGCUACAGAGGUAUACAAAGCAGGCAGAGAAACCCCAUUAGCAGAGGCAAAUUGGGUACUAUUCUGCAAACAUUGCACUCUGCUGCACUACAUCAAUGGCAUCAGUCCUGGCAAGCAGCAGGGCAUCGGGAUGUCCAAGUAACCAACUCAAAUUCAAGUCUAAAAGGAGAAGAAGGAGACCUAAGAGAAAAGGAUACAGAAAUGAAAAUGGGAGUUGUACACAAAAAGAAAAAAUUAGUAUGCUGUCAACUUUCAUUGUACCGUUCAAAUUUAUAAAUCCUGGGGCGAGCAGUAUGGACGAUGAAGAUAAUUUAAGUACAAGCAGUGCAGAAGUGAAAGAGAACAGAAAUGUUGGAAAUAGAGAGGACCUUGCUUUAUCUUCUGAAAGACCAAAAGUUGGGCCAGCCAGUAUGAAACGAAAGAGGCCGCUGGAGGAAGGUAAUAGCGGCCAUUUCUGCAAAUUACAGAUUAUACUAAAGAAACUUUCAUGGUCAGUAACUCCAAAAAACGCUCUUGUCCAGCUUCAUGAACUAAAACCAGAUUUACAAUACAGAAUAGUUUCUCAAACUGGCCCAGUGCAUGCCCCGGUGUUCUCAGUAGCGGUGGAAGUAAAUGGACUGACAUUCGAGGGCAGUGGACCUACAAAAAAGAAAGCGAAAAUGAGGGCAGCUGAGUUGGCUCUAAAGUCAUUUGUCCAGUUUCCAAAUGCUUGUCAGGCUCAUUUUGCAAUGGGAAACUGCAUCAGCCCAUCAACUGACUUCACAUCUGACCAGGCAGACUUCCCAGACACUCUGUUCAAAGAGUUUGAACCAUCCUCACACAGCGAGCACUUCUCAGGCUAUAGCCCAGUUAGUAAUGAAUUGCUUUCCAGUGCAUAUCGACAUGGGAGAUUAGUCUGUCACACGUUGGAUUUAAUGGGCCAUGCUAAACAAAACAAGCACAAGAUGGCAUCCCCAGCUGAGAGUGAGAAGAACCCAGUGGUGAUGCUAAAUGAGCUGAGACCCGGGCUGAGGUACGUCUGCCUUUCGGAGACUGUGGAGAAACAACAUAUCAAACGUUUUGUCAUGGCAAUGAGAGUUGAUGGGAGGACAUUUGAAGGUUCAGGACGUAGCAAGAAACUGGCCAAAGCCCAGGCAGCACAGGCUGCACUGCAGGCUCUCUUUAAUAUUCAGCUGACCAGUCACACACCCAACAGGAGUAAAUGUAACCACUUGCCGCAGGACUUUGCAGAUUCCAUAUAUCAGCUGGCAAUACAAAAAUUCCAGGAGCUUACUGAGAACUUCUCUGUGUGCACACGUCACAAGGCCCUAGCAGCUAUCGUUAUGACCAGAGGUUUGGACCUAAGGCAAGCACAGGUCAUUGCUCUGUCAUCUGGCACUAAAUGUAUCAACGGAGAGCACCUUAAUGACCAAGGACUGGUGGUCAAUGACUGCCAUGCAGAAGUCGUAGUGAGAAGAGCUUUCAUCCAUUUCCUUUACACUCAGCUAGAGCUACAUCUAAGCACGCAGAGAAGUGACUGGGAGAGGUCUAUAUUCAUCCGGUUAAAAGAAGGAGGUUUCCGGUUAAAAGAUAACAUUCUAUUCCAUGUAUAUGUCAGCACAUCACCGUGUGGAGAUGCUCGGAUAAACUCUCCCUACGAGAUCACAUCUGAUUUGAACAGGUGCAAGCACAUAGUAAGGAAAUUCCGAGGCCAUCUACGUACAAAAAUAGAGUCCGGCGAAGGGACGAUUCCAGUUAGAACUCGGCCUGCAGUGCAAACAUGGGAUGGAGUUUUAUCAGGAGAGCAACUCAUCACAAUGUCCUGUACAGACAAAAUUACCAGAUGGAAUAUCCUCGGGUUACAGGGUGCUCUGCUCAGUCACUUCAUCGAGCCUAUCUAUGUACACAGCAUUACCGUCGGCAGCUUGCACCAUAUAGGCCACCUUUCCAGGGUAAUCAGCCACAGAAUAGAAGAUAUUGGUCAUUUGCCAGUCCCAUAUCGACAUAACCACCCUCUGCUCAGUGGAGUAAGCAAUGCUGAAGCUCGCCAGCCAGGGAAAUCUCCAAACAAUAAUGUCAACUGGAUCAUGGGCAGCCCGGAUCUAGAGGUUAUUAAUGCUACAACAGGAAAGAGGAGCUGCGGCAAUCCCUCUCGGCUCUGCAAGCACUUACUAUAUGUACGAUGGUCAAAACUAUAUGGAAAGCUGAGCACACGGACUCCGAGUCAAGAAGAAAUUCCCUCAGUGUACUGUGAAGCAAAGAUGGUGGAUCCUACAUACCAGUUUGUGAAGCAACAGCUUUUUAAAGCCAUUCAGAAAGCAGGCCUAGGCACAUGGGUGAAAAAGCCUCCAGAGCAAGAUCAAUUUUUACUAACUCUGUAAAUUCCUGAUACACCUUUAUCCUUUACCUGGAUUCUUCUGGGACAAUACAAACUGGCAGAAUUUUUAUGCCUCCUGUGCAAACUUUGUUAUGAAUAAACCCAAUUGGAUUAUUUUUUUAAUGCAGUAAUUACAUAAUAUGGAUAAAGACCAUGUUAUAUGUGUUUGCUCCUUCAAGGCUAGCAGGAAUGUGAUGUGUUAGUCUUGUCCAUCAUUGAGGUAGUAAACAUUAUAAGCAGGGCUAGAUUUAAAUUAUAGGUGCCCUGGUCCUCUCACCAUUUUAUGGGUGGAGUUAUCAGAAAAAAAAUGAAGUUAGACUAUAAAUGGGUGUGGCUAAUGCCAAAGUGGUCUUAACUAUAAAGAAGAUUGGUGGCAUUGUAAGCAAAAUGAACAGCACAAGGAUAUAUGAAUUAUGCCAGUGAGAAUUGGAUUGGUUAGUAGCAUGGCAGAGACAUCCUUUCUGGAGGUGUCUAUAGGCAUGUAUCCUAUCCUAUGUGAUUAAUUAUAAAUCCAGCCUUGUUGCUAAGCAUACUUCUACACAAAGGUCUCCUAGUGUAGACCACAGUGUAGUAUUGGACCUUGUGUCUAAUUUUACUUAUGCCAGAAUGGCUACACUAUAUUGUCUCUAAUAUAAUAACAGGGUUAAUAAUAGUUAGAGGAAAACAGAGAACAAUGGUGCAGCUGUAUUAACCUGGAGAAGCGAUAAAGCAGUGAUAAGCGCAAGGUGAUAACGCACCAGCCAAUCAUUAUGGAUUUGAAAAAUGACAGCUAGGAACUGACUGGCUGAUGCAUUAUCAUCUUCCACUUAUCACUGCCUUAUCACUUCUUUAUCCCUUUUUCAGGCUUAAUACAUCUGCCCCAAUGACAGAGAUUACUUAGUUCCUGGUAGGUAAUAUUUAACUUUCAUUAUAAUAUUGAAAAAUAUCCAUUUGAGGACUAUGCUCCCUUAUGACAUCUAACUGUAUCCCAGGUACUAUUUAUCCAUGUAAUUAUUUCUUCUCAUUGGGUGGGAAUUAUUUGUCAGUCUAUUCUUGGCACCUAUGUUGUUCUUUGACAUUCCAGGUGAGAUAUAUGCUACUAUAUCAAAGUUUUUCCUAUCAUCCAUGUUCCAUGUGUGCUUUGAUUGGAAGACCAAGAAAUGAUAAACUCAGGGUCACAUGUUAUGUUUACUAGCCCUGAAAUCCAAGUAACCAGAUUACUAAAGAUGUCCAAACCACCAUAUGUAUUACUAAACUAAACUGUAAACUAAAAAAUAUAUUGUAUUAAUACAAAUCCAAAAUUAAAAAAACCCAAAAAACAUUUGUUUGGGAAAUAAUGUUUUUUUUUCCCAUUUAGUGAAUAAAAUUGUCAAUAUUCAUGAGGUAAUAGCCAAUCCUAUAUAAGUAUGGGUUUUUAUGUCAAGAACUUCAAAUAUAUUAACUGUAUGGAAGCUUACAAAUAGCACCGUGUCACUUAUAGCAGGCUUUCAUAGAACUUUAGUUAUCUUUAUUGCCAACAUAUUAUUUGAUUUUUGCAUGCAAACAAUACUACAAACUUUUUAUUUUAAAAAGAGUAGUUUGAGUUAACUGUAAAAUGUCCAGCAUGGAAUAGCAAUUUGCAGUUUCUAAGAGGAGAAACUACUUUUCUUCUGCUAAACUGCACCCGUUGUCUAUACCAAGCGGAGUUAGCCAUUUUGUAAACUGAACCAGCGUACCAUACAUGAGAAUGGAGCACUUCAUUAGGGGCCAGCAAUUAAGGCAAUUUCUAGGAUGCAGCCAUAUACAGUGCCUUGCUAAAGUAUUCACCCCCUUGGCUUUUUACCUAUUUUGUUACAUUACAACCUGUAAUUUAAAAAAAUCUGAAUUUUAUGUGAUGGAUCUGCACAAAAUGGUCUAAGUUGGUGAAGUGAAAUGAGAAUAAUUUACAGUAUAUAAAAAAAAGAUUUUUUUUUUAAAUAUAAAUUUGAAAAUUGGCAUGUACAUAUGUAUUCACCUCCUUUAUUAUGAAGCCCCUCAAAAGUUCUGGUGCAACCAAUAACCUUCAGAAGUUACAUAAUUAGUGACAUGAAGUCCACCUGUGUGCAAUCUAAGUGUCACAUGAUCUGUCAGUAUAAACACACCUGUUUUGAACGGCCCCAGAGGCUGCAACACCACUAAGCAAGAGACAUCACACCAUGAAGACCAAGGAGCUCUCCAAACAAGUCAGGGACAAAGUUGUUGAGAAGUACAAGUCAAGACUGGGUUAUAUAAAAAUAUCCAAAUCUUUGAUGAUCAUGCGGAGCACCAUCAAAUCCAUCAUCUUCAAAUGGAAAGAACAUGGUACCACAACAAACCUGCCAAGAGAGGGCCGGCCACCAAAACUCACAGACCGGGCAAGAAGGGCAUUAAUCAGAGAGGCAGCACAGACACCAAUGGUAACCCUGAAGGAGCUGCAGAGUUCCACAGCAGAGACUGGUGUAUCUGUGCAUGUGACCACAAUAAGAGCUGGGCUUUAUGGACGAGUGGCCAGAAAAAAAGCCAUUACUCAGUGUUAAAAGUAAGAAGGCACAUUUUAAGUUUGCCAAAAGGCAUGUGGACGACUCCCCAAAUGUAUGGAGGUAGGUGCUCUGGUCAGAUGAGACUAAAAUGUAACUUUUUUCGUCCACCAAGGAAAACGCUAUGUCUGGCGCAAACCCAACACAUCCCAUCACCCCAAGAACACCAUCCCCACAGUGAAACAUGGCGGUAGCAACAUCAUGCUGUGGGGAUGUGUUUCAGCAGCAGGGACUGGGAAACUGUUUUGAGUCGAGGGAAAGAUGGAUGGUGCUAAAUACAGGGAUAUUCUUGAGCAAAACCUGUUUCAGUCUGCCUGUGAUUUGAGACUGUAACGGAGGUUCACCUUCCAGCAGGACAAUGACCUGAAGCAUACUGCUAAAACAACACUUGAGUGGUUUUAGGGGAAACAUUUAAAUGUGUUGAAAUGGCCUAGUCAAAGCCCAGAUCUCAAUCCAAUUGAGAAUCUGUGGUCAGACUUGAAGAUUGCUGUUCACAAAUGGAAACCAUCCAACAUGAAGGAGCUGGAGCAGUUUUGCCUUGAGAAAUGGGCAAAAAUCCCAGUGGCAAGAUGUGGCAAGCUCCUAGAGACUUAUCCAAAGUGACUUGCAGCUGUAAUUUCCGCAAAAGGUGGCUCUACAAAGUACUGACUUUAGGGGGAUGAAUAGUUAUGCACGCUGAAGUUUUCUGUUAUUUUAUCCUAUUUUUUGUUUGCUUCACAAUAAAAAAAUAUAUAUAUUUUCAAAGUUGUAGGCUUGUUCUGUGAAUGAAAUGAUGCAAACCUUCAAACAAUCCAUUUGAAUUCCAGGUUGUGAAGCAACAAAAUGAAAAAUGCAAAGGGGGAUGAAUACUUUAGCAAGGCAUUGUAUUUUCAGCCAUUGUGUGGCCAAGUAGUACCACAAUAUGCCAUAGGGAUUCAGGUUACAUUCUUAUGAAGAUGGCUUGAGGUAACAAAAUGGCUACCUCUGCUAAGUGUGCACUUCAACUAACAGAGGUUGGUGGAGGCUUUGUCACAGAGUGAAUUUCAGAAUAUUUUCAUUUCUUGGCUGGACAUUUUAUAGAUCUUUAUUACUGUGGAUAACUUCUACUCUGAAACCAGUUUAUACAUGUUCUUCUAAUAAAUAGAAGUGGAAUUAAGAUAACAAGACAAUAUCUUCUUUAAAGCAAAACAAGACUUUGUCCCUGCUUCAAACCCUUUGUAAUAGCAGUAUGAAUGGCUGACAUACUGUCAGUUAUAAAUUAGUCGGGUCAUUGUAAAAUAGUAGGCUACUCAGGGGGGAAGAGAUAAGGCGACAUUAAUCCUUUAAUCUGCCCAUCCAUUCUUGUUUGGAUUUUCUGUUGCAGUUCAUAUUUACCUGCAAGACAAAUUGCCCAUUUCUGCUGUCUCACGCAGAGUCUUCACUUCUCUGCUUAGAUAGCAUCUUGCCGCAUUUGUCUUCCCCUUCAGGAGAACAAAGCGAGUAUUCCUGAAAAAAAUAUCUGCAACGCUCAGCAUUCUUAGUGGUUGUGUAUAAAAUUGUAGAAAUACAUUUACAGCUGCAUUUUUUCUGUUCCUCUUUCCAUAUACUGGGCUGUAUUUAGAGUUUUAGGUUGUUCCUCUUGGAUGAAUAUGCCAUAACUUACUUGUUCACCUCAUAUACAGUAUAUAACCAAUACUAUAUCUCUCACCAGGGGAAUUUGGGUUUAUGAUAUGGAAUGUUACAAACUAUUAUUAGAUUAUUGGGCUGAAUUCUAUGUGCAAAUCUCAGAAUUGGUUCAUAUACAGUGUACUGCAUAUUUCAUAUUGGAAACACAAUUAAAGAGGACCUGGUGACUACUGAUUUAAUUGCUUUAGUGCAAGCAUUGGUGCUUCUAUUAGGUGCAACGUGUGCAAUGCUUAUGGGCCCAAACUGCCGUUGCAGCACUCAAUCCAACUACCUUAACCUGCUCCUGUCCGUACCAUUGUUCUGACGAUAUCUUUGGAAAUACGCUGCCGGCACCGCAUGUUUACAUUAAUAUUUUUUUUAAGAGAACAAGGGGACCAUGGACAUCUGACACAGAGACCCCCACCAGUCUUACAACGCCCAUAAGUAGAUAGCUCAUUUGCCCUACUUUGUAGUUAGUAAAAAAUGCAUCUACAUAAUCUUAAUAUGUAAGAGUUUUCUAGCAUAUAACAUAAAAUAAAUGUAUGAGAGCUUACAUGUGUGAUUGUGGGCCUGAUUCAGAGAUAGACAGAAGUAUAAUGCUGCAUGAAAGCUGCAUUGACUUUCUGUCCGAUCUCUAGGAGGGGUAUGUAAGAGAUGUCUAAGUAGAAGAGCCGCCUCCUGCAAGUAGCUGCGAUCCCACCACUGGGACCAUCGUUGCAAGCUGGGAUCCAACAUCACGACCAUCGGCUUCACGCAGGUGGCCAGCUGAUUAUUCCAGGAAGUCUGUGUGGUGACACGCAGACCCUUGGCUCUCUCCUCCCCAAAAAUGGUGGAUGACAUGCACCUGUUUUCAGUAAUGCAGCCCUCCAUCUGUCCCCUGUCCACAACCCACAUUGCCUCUGCCUGUCAAUCAGGCAGCGGAAGAGGGGAACUAUGGGUGAAAACGGAAGGCCCAUUAUGUGUAUGCGCAGUUUGGACCUAACGGUAUCAAUAUGGUAUCCCGCCGCACGGGAUGCCAAUGGUCAGUAUAUCGACACUGGCACCCUUAGCGGUGGAAUGACAGCAGGGGGGGGGGGCGAACGCAACGAAGCCCCUUGCGGGCUCGCUGUGGGUUUAGUGGCGAGCUUUGCAUGCCACAGGUUCAAUUCUCCCUCUAUGCGUGUCGUGGAUACCCAUAGAGGGGGAAUCACCUACCUCGCCGGUAUACCGGCGGUGGUAUGGUUCCCCCGUCAUGAUCCCGGCAUCGGUAUUGUGACAGACGGGAUUCCGAUGAGCGGUAUGCUGACCUGCGACCUUGCACAGCGGCAGAUUCCUAAUUCCAUGGCACAGAGUAUCUGCAUCCGACUCUGAAUCAAGCCCUGUGUAUCUUAUCGUGUCCUUCAUACAAAUUGUACUUUAUUGGCCAAAUACUAUUUAAGGCAGUCUGACAGCGAUUCAUUUAAGCUUAUUGAUCUGGAAAGUAAUGAGAAAAGAAAAAAGACACAGGAGACAAUUUAUCAAUGCAAUUUUUCAGAAAAUACAUCAAUUAAGCUUCCCCCACAUCUUUGAACAGGGUACUGCAGCAGAUAUCUGUAAUGCCUUUUUGCACGGGUGGUCUUCAGUUUGCCGGCUGUCGGGAUCCCGGCGCCGGAAUCCUGACAGCCGGCAUACCGACACUUUAUCUCCCUCUUAGGGGUCCACAAUGCCCCUGGAGGGAGAAUAAAUAUGCGCGCCACCGUGCCCACAGCGUGGCUAGCGCAGCAAGCCCGCAAUGGGCUCAUUUGCGCUUACCACGCUGUCGGUAUGCCGGCGGUCGGGAUUCCGGCGCCGGUAUGCUGGUCGCCGGGAGCCAGGCCGCUGGCUUACCAUACUACACCCUUUUUGCACAUGCACGGGCUGAUGUAAGGUGACAAUAUUAUCCCUUUUACCUGUGACGCUCAUGAAUUACACAGGUUCUGUGGCUGAUUAAAACCAGCUGAAAUGUAGGCUUGAAGUCAGCCAGCCACAGAACCUGUGUAAGCCAUGAGCGUCCCAGGUAAAAGGGAUAAUAUGGUCACCCUAGUGAUGGCAGCCCAUGAAUAUUAGCUUGGCUGGGUCCGAAACCCAGAAAUAAAAUGAUUGCAUAAUACAGUACUUUGCAGUGGCAGGCUUAUAUCGAAACCCAUGCCACUACAAGAUAACGUACCACCGAUUAUGUGGCAAUAAGAAAUUACAUUUAUGGGAGAAACAUUGUGAACAUUGAUACAUUAGCUUUACAAGCACAUUAUUCAAAACUUAUGUAAAUGGUGCAAGACUUGUCAAAAAUAACUUCGAUAUACUCUAAAACUCAGUGAUGCUAAGGGGCCUUUUAUCAAUUACAUGUGGUAUAUGCCUGACAGCAGCCAUUUUCGUGGGCUACCCGCAGAUAAUAAGUAUCGCCAAAUGUAUCUAAGGAGGCCUGCAGCAGAUUGAAUUUGCAGUGGGGGCAUCAUUCUUGCUGUAUUUACUAAGCUCCGGAAUAAGACUACAGACUGCAAAAAGUAUCGGAAGAGGGAUCCAUAGGAUUCUUCCUCAGCGUUUUCCACUCACGCAUGUGCAGUCAGCGUGGCGUGGCAGCUGCUGGGAAGCAAAAGUAAAGUGAUCACUAAUGUAAUCGUUUUACUUUUACACAUCGCGGGGACGGACGUGUGUAUAUUAUUACAUCCAGCAGAACUUAAUUUCUUAUAGACGCAAGCAGUGACGAUAAGAAAGUACAAUUAUUGGGUCUAGGACCUGGUAAUUAGUAAAUAUGCCCCACAUCAACCGUGGAGGAAAGUAAAAAUGGUCAUGUGACUGAGUGGAUAUUUUGUGUAGUCACAUUCAUUUGGUAAUAGCUCGUCCUCAAGCAUCUCUUUAUUCUAUUUGGUGCACACUAAUUUAAUACGAACUGGUAGAACAUGGCGGAUACUGUAAGUGUUUGAAACGGGAGAAAAUAUUGGGAUUCUGGCGGUCAUAAUUCCGACGCCGGAAUCCUGACAGGCGGUGAAAUACCACAGCCGGAAUACCAGGGCCACAGGAUUUUCUCCCUCAAAACCCAUAGAGAGAGAAUAUAACCUGUGGCGAGCGCAGCGAGCCACUAUGCCUGCAGCAUGGCGAGUGUAGCGAGCCCGCAAGGGGUUUUCCAGUGCUCGCCCCGCUGCCGGCAUACUGGUGGCCGUGAUCCCGCUGUUGGGAUCAUGACAGCCAGGAUCACGACCACCGGUAAUACUUAUGUAUUCCGUUUGAAAUAUGUGUAUAAUUUUCACAUUCCAUUCCAUAUUUUCCUCAAACCCAUACUUGUCCCCUGACAUUCAGUUCCAUUCAAACUUCGUUCAAUCUAGGAACCCUGUUAGACUCAUUAAACCAGGCAUGUCCAAACUGCGGCCCUCCAGCUGUUGAGAAACUACACAUCCCAGCAUGCCCUGACACAGCUUUAGCAUUCUCUGACAGCAAAACGGUGUCAGGGCAUGCUGGGAUAUGUAGUUUCACAUCAGCUGGAGGGCCGCAGUGUGGACAUGCCUGCAUUAAACUCACCCAAUUCAUCAUCACUCCUACAAUCAACUAUGCAUGUUCACUCUGUAUUCAGAUACAUGUGACACUAUUAACAGAUGUAAUUUUCAUCUAUCAUCUCAUACAUAUACUGUACUUGUCUUGGAGAGACAUGACCAUAUACAAUACCUUUAUACCAUAGUUUCCUACCCUCCCUCAUUCUGCAGGAGACUCCCUGAAAUAGCAGCAAUCUCCCUCACUCCCUGAAAAGUCCAGCAAUCUCCUUGAUUGCACCUUAGCCCCCUUAUGCAGCUAUUACAUUCUUGGGGGAAAAAUAAAUCAGAGAUAAGUACAUUCAAAUGGGAUCGUUAGUGCCAUUUCCCUGCAUUGGUUAUAAGGCACAAUGAUCCCUAUGGCCACUUACAGUAUAUCGAACCUAUUGUAAAACACAAUACACGAACAAAUCCUGCAAAAUAUCAGUGUCUUUUCUUCAACAAAUAAAUAUUACUAACUUUGGGGCUCAUUUACAUUUGGAUGUAAGUUAUUUUCAUGACACGCCUCUCCGAUGUAGCAGUAGAUUCAAGUGGCCUAAGGGACCUUUUACCUCAGGGGGAGGAGGCACAACACAAGGGGGAGGAGUUAGGCCAGCGGGAGAGUUCCCUACACUAUCCACGCCACCAACUAUUACCUUUAGUAAUCAGGUGGCGAGCAAAGCGAUCCCACGGGGGUACUUUUCGGGUACCCUGUUCGGCCGUAGCUCCUCCCCCUGGUGACGUCAGAAGGUCCCUUCUCCCACUCCGAUUUAGAACCAACCCCGCGCUGAUAGGUGUUACUUUCACAAUCUCCCUGAAAUGCUUUUUCAAAAGUAGGCAAGUAUGCUUUAUUUUGUAUGACUCAUUACAAAGAAUAAUAGGAAGCAGACCAAUAUUUGAUGUGGGGUACAGCUUUGAAAUUACCUGGCCUCCUGGUAGUGAACGUAACAGCAUACAUAUUUCAUGCAUUUUGUCCUGAGAUAAAGGUACUGAAAUUUGGUGGAAUUUGGGGAUAAAUGUUGACAAAAUUCAAAAUAUAGGGGUAGAGUUACUAAAACUACUUAAUGAAAAGGUGCAGGUUGUCCGUAGCAACCAAUCAAAUUACAGCUUUCAUUUAUGUAGUACAUUCUAGGAAAUAAUAGCUGGAAUCUGAUUGGUUGUUACAUGAAACACCUCCAUUUUUCCUUUUUAAAAGAUUUAGUAACUGUAACCCAUAAUCUCAAUUCAGUCUGUUAAAUUUAGCCCAUUAUCUGCUUUAAACUGGAUCUGCACACUGAGAAUCUACCAGAACUGGGUUCCUGUAGGAUGCUGUAUUCCACUUUGUCUCUUGCUGGAUGUCAUAACUGUUUGAAUAAUGGACCGUUUGAGUCUUAGAAAUGCUAUGUGCAAAUAUUCUAGUUUAGGACAAUACUGACCACAAAUAUGUACACAAAGGAAGCAUGAUUUAAUGGCAAUACUGUAUAAUCCAAUGUACAUUUGUAAGAUUUGUAAAAAUAAAUAAAUUGAAUUUACGAAAGGUGGAUUUGCUGCUUGUUCCAGUAAAUUACACUGCUAUCUUAUAAGUGAAUGUUUCUGUUCAGUAAAUAAAAAUAACAGUAAACGAUCAAA